GCUGGAGCAAUGGGGUCGUGAUAAGAAAACGGUGGGCGCAAGAAUGGGCGUGGAUGUGUCGGCAGGCCAGGAGUCGAGUCGAAGCUGUGAUGCUCGAAUAGUUGGCACUUCGCUCAGCCCUUCGCUCGCCGGGCGCGAUCCGACUUCCGUCUUGCGCUAGCCUUGGCAGGUGGACAGUGCCUUAUUGCGCGCUGCGAAGCCACCAGCAACAUGACCACGGGCCAGGCUCCUUCUGCAUCACGGCAGUUUCAAUGCAGUCAGACAUGCGUGCUUCCAUGCACCACUCCAUUGCGCUCCUUCUCACACCCCCCACACGCCGUGGCUGCGAUAUCUGGAUGUCUUGUCUGCGUCGCGCGCACCCGUAGAGGGAGAUUGCGCGUCUGGAUUAAGAACAGGCGGCAUGCAUCCCUCAGCCACACAAUAGUCCCAGCAGCCCGGGUGCGGCGUCAUGCUGUGGCUCGCAAUCACCCUAUUCUUAACCAUGCCGUGCCAAACAGAAGGUUAUUUUCUACACCAAGCUGCACCUUGCUAUUGCUAUGCAGUCCCCAUCCAUGCAGCCCACGUUGUCGCCCUGAGCACCGGACAACAGAGGAGGCGAGCCGGCCUUUGCCCUGCGCCGCACUCUGCCCACUUGUCUGUGUUCGGCUCUAUUUAGCUCCAGCUCCACUCCCAAUCUCCUGGCUAACCCAGCCCUGUUUUCGUCCGCCCAUCACAGAAUGCGCAAUACCGAGGCGACCAAGUAAGGGUCCAGUGCUCCAUCAUAGACAUGUCCUCCCCGCAAUGUCCAGCCGUAUACACAUCGGACAAGUCUGGAACAUCCUCGUCCACUACACAGUGCACUUCUGUUGAGUAUUGCGCACUCGGGGUCAAGAUCAGCGCUCUCCACGCUAGCCAUCUUUGGCUUCCCUUUAUGUGCCCUGCACGCCAACAUAAAUACCCAUGCUUGAGCAUGCCACUGCAGCAACGA
This is a messenger RNA of Alternaria rosae, 967 nucleotides long. RefSeq lists its product as uncharacterized. The coding region runs from base 211 to 849 and encodes 212 amino acids. The transcript has a single exon. The record is from RefSeq and is a predicted model, not a curated record. Lineage: Eukaryota; Fungi; Ascomycota; Dothideomycetes; Pleosporales; Pleosporaceae.